AUGGCUUCAAAAAUAUAUGCACUAGAAACAGCUCGUCCUAAGAGCACCAGAAAGGCUGUUAGACCACACAAAUUGAGAGCCAGCUUGGUUCCAGGUACAGUUCUGAUCAUUUUGGCUGGAAGAUUUAGCGGAAAGAGAGUUGUUUACCUCAAGAACUUGGAAGACAGUACACUUUUAGUCACAGGACCAUUCAAGGUCAAUGGUGUUCCAUUGAGAAGAGUUAACUCAAGGUUUGUCAUUGCUACAAAGACUAAGAUUGACGUUUCAUCGCUAGAUCUAUCGAGAUUUGACGUUCCAUACUUUGCCAGAGAGAAGAAGUCGAAGAAGAGCCACAAGUCAGAGAAGGACUUUUUCAAUGAGGCUGGAGAGAAGAAGGAAAUCAAGGCUGAGCGUGUGAACGACCAGAAAAUUGUCGACAAGUCUUUGAUUGCCGAAAUAAAAAAGACACCAAUGCUCAAGCAAUAUCUAGCAUCUUCAUUCUCUUUGAAGCACGGUGAUAAGCCACACGCAAUGGUUUUCUAA
This is a messenger RNA of Brettanomyces bruxellensis, 522 nucleotides long. Its product is annotated as 60S ribosomal protein L6A. The transcript has 2 exons. Gene Ontology annotation, molecular function: structural constituent of ribosome; RNA binding. Gene Ontology annotation, cellular component: cytosolic large ribosomal subunit; ribosome. NCBI's taxonomy places the organism in Eukaryota, Fungi, Ascomycota, Pichiomycetes, Pichiales, Pichiaceae. The record is from RefSeq and is a predicted model, not a curated record. Gene Ontology annotation, biological process: ribosomal large subunit assembly; cytoplasmic translation. Bases 1 to 522 code for a protein of 173 amino acids.